This is a messenger RNA of Vombatus ursinus (common wombat), 2719 nucleotides long. It is a transcript of the gene DDX24, whose product is annotated as DEAD-box helicase 24. The transcript has 9 exons. The coding region runs from base 47 to 2482 and encodes 811 amino acids. The record is from RefSeq and is a predicted model, not a curated record. NCBI's taxonomy places the organism in Eukaryota, Metazoa, Chordata, Mammalia, Diprotodontia, Vombatidae. Gene Ontology annotation, cellular component: nucleolus. Gene Ontology annotation, molecular function: ATP binding; nucleic acid binding; RNA helicase activity.
GACACCCACGUGGUGUCGGUUUGCGGAAGAGGCGGUGGCAGAAGCCAUGGCGGCGGCGCGGGCCCCUUCACGUGGUGGAAUCACAAAAUUCAAGAAACGGAGACGGUUUCUGCCCUCAGCUAGAUUUAGGAAAAAGGGAAUAAAAGUUGUAGGAACAUGGAAACCUGUGAAGAUUGACCCACAUGUGUUUGCUGAUGGGCAGCUUGAGGACCUGGUGUGUUUUGAAGAGCUUCACGAUUAUAAAUUGGUAGGUGCCUCAAAACUUUCAUCGAAAGAAAAACCCAAGAAGAGAAGGUCUGGUGCUGGGGUGUCUGAGGGGGAGGUAGAAGAAACUGCUUCCCAGCCGAAAAAGAAGAGGAAGAAGAGUCGAGAUUGGGGGACAGAGACAACUGUUAAGGAGGAGGAAGAGAACCCUUCACUUGCAGAUGAAGACCUAAUUUCCCAGGAAGAUGUACCCCAAGAUGCACUUGCCGCAGACCAUGAGGAUGCUCCCCAAGAAGGUGGAGUUAUAGAAACCGUAAGCCCUCCCAAAACUGUUCAGAAAAAGAAGAAAAAAAAGACAGGGAAAAAAGCACAAGCAUCUUCCCGGACUGCUCCUUCAAAAGCUCCCCCUAAAGUAAAGAGUUGGACAACCAAGUCGGAUGACCAGAAAGCUGAUGUCUCUGCCUGGAAGGACCUUUUUGUGCCUGAGCCAGUCCUUAGGGCAUUGAGCUCCCUGGGCUUCGGUGCUCCGACUCCCAUUCAAGCUUUGGCCUUGGCACCUGCCAUCCGAGAUAAUCUGGAUAUCCUGGGUGCUGCAGAAACAGGAAGCGGGAAGACCCUUGCCUUUGCCAUCCCGAUGAUUCACUCAGUGUUGCGCUGGCAGGAGGAACAGAAGCAGGCUAGCCAGGAGCAGGCCGAAAGUCUCUCUGAGGAUGGAGAGUCGUUGGUGGAUGUGGACGGUUCUUCUGACGACGGGAGUGAAACGUCGAACCCUCUGCCAGGGGAAAGGGAAGAAGAGGAGGACGGAGACCCAUCUCACAAUCCAGGCGACAUAAAGCUGGAGUUGGAUGAGGAAAAGCCUGCUCAUCACAGAAAUCGAAGUAACCCUCUGCUUGGACUUGUUCUGACACCCACUAGAGAACUGGCCGUCCAAGUCAAACACCAUAUUGAUGCUGUGGCCAAGUUUACAGGCAUCAAAACUGCUCUCUUGGUUGGUGGGAUGGCUCCUCAGAAACAGCAAAGGAUGCUGACUCGCCAGCCAGAAAUUGUGAUUGCCACACCUGGGCGUCUGUGGGAGCUAAUUAAAGAGCAGCAUCAUCACCUCUCAAAUCUCAAGCAGCUCAGGUGCCUUGUGAUUGACGAGGCAGAUAGAAUGGUUGAAAGAGGCCACUUUGUUGAACUCUCCCAGUUGGUGGAAAUGCUGAAUGACAGCCAGUAUAAUCCACAAAGACAGACAUUUGUAUUUUCUGCCACGCUGACUUUGGUCCACCAGGCACCUGCCAGAGUGUUUCAAAAGAAAAAUGCCAAGAAAAUAGACAAGACAGGCAAGCUGGACAUGCUAAUGCAGAAGAUUGGGAUGAGGGGGAAACCAAAGGUGAUAGACUUAACAAGGAAAGAGGCCACAGUGGAGACCCUGACGGAGACCAAAAUCCACUGCGACAAAGAAGAGAAGGACUUCUAUCUCUAUUACUUCCUGCUUCAGUACCCGGGGAGAACCAUGGUCUUUGCCAAUAGCAUUGACUGUAUCAAACGACUCACAGCACUCCUCUCCAUUCUGGACCGAGAUCCACUUCCUUUGCAUGCGAACAUGCACCAGAAGCAAAGAUUAAAAAACCUAGAGCGGUUUGCUGAACGAGACAAUGGUGUUCUUCUAUCAACAGACGUUGCUGCUCGGGGUUUGGAUAUUCCAGAUGUUCAGCAUGUCAUUCAUUAUCAGGUCCCUCGAACCUCAGAGAUAUAUGUCCACCGGAGUGGCCGAACAGCUCGAGCAGCUAAGGAAGGUCUCAGUUUGCUGCUAAUUGGACCAGAUGACGUGAUCAAUUUUAAGAAGAUUUACAAGACUCUUGAGAAGAAUGAGGAGAUUCCAUUAUUUCCCAUUGAAAUAAAGUGCAUGAAAGCAAUCAAGGAGCGAGUAAAUUUAGCACGACAGAUCGAGAAGGAAGAAUACUACAAUAGCCGAGCAAAGCAGCACAACGCCUGGUUCCAGCAGGCUGCUGAUGCUCUCGAAAUAGAUCUGGACGAUGACAUCUUCAUAGGAGGAAGACGUAACGAACAAGAAGAGAGUCAGAAACAAAGGAUGAUGAAAGGAAUGAAAAAACAGUUAAAACAUCUGCUUUCCCAACCUGUAUUUAAAAACCUCAUGAAGACCAAGUAUCCGACACAGUUUGGAAGGCUGACAGUGCCCGAGAUGCCCUUUCACACUUCAGAGUCUGCUCUGAGCACUGUAUCCCAGCAGAAGAAGAAGAGAAAGAAGAAACAGCCAAUUAUGAGCAUAAAUUAACUACCGACAAACCAAAGCUCAUUGGUGGCAACAGUGUGGUGGCUUUGUGCAGCCCUCCUCCUCCUCCCUGUCUGCUCCUGUGGGUAGGAACACCACCUCCCUGCUAUUCUCACAACAGGGAAGACAAUGCCAUGGCUGGUUAUGCAGUCAGACUAGUCAAGAGUUAGCAGCUCUUACUCACCCCAUUCAUUCUGAUGCUGUUACAUCCCUAACAUAUGUAGAGCCUUUUUUUUUUUU